ACCCCGCGUUCGCGCAUGCGCGUUCCGCCCUGUGACGCCGCAGCGCCCGGCGCCGUGACGCGCCCGGCGGGGCCUCCCGCUCUCCUCCAAUGGGGCUGCGCGGAGAGCCCGCGGGGCCCCGCCCCCUACCGCUGCCGCCGCCGCCACCGGGGCCGGGGCCGGGGCCGCCGCCGCCUCAGCAGCAGCAGCGCCGGGCGCGGACAGGAGGAGGGGGGGGGGGACGUGGAUGAGGCGGCGGCGGCGGCGCCCGGUGGCGGUGUCGGCGGUGCCGGGCUGAGGGCCGGGAUGCUGCCGCUGUACGCCAUCGUGCUGUCGGCGCUGGCCGGCGCCUUCCUGACGCUGCUGCUGCAGCUCCUGCUCCUCUACGGCAGGAAGCCCGAGCCGCCCCCCGGGCCCAACGGGCAAGGCGAAGGCCUCGUCUACGCCCGCGUGGCGGCGGGGCACGGCCUGAGGGAGUACCUGCAGGGCGCGGAGCCCCCCCCCGCCGGCACGGCGGCAACGGACGCGGCCCCGCUGCCGCCCGCCGCCGCCUCAGCGCCGCCCGCUGCGGGCCCCGAGCCGCCGCCUCCUCCUCCUCCGCCUCAGCAGCAGCAGCAGCAGCAGGCGGCAGAGCCCCCUCCGGAGCCGUCGUCCCGCGAGGAGACGUGCCACUUCCUCAAUGCCAUCUUCCUCUUCCUCUUCAGGGAGCUGCGGGACACGGCCCUGGUGAGGAACUGGGUGACGAAGAAGAUCAAGGUGGAGUUCGAGGAGCUGCUGCAGGCCAAGGUGACGGGGAAGGUGCUGGAGGGGCUGAGCCUGCGGGACGUCUCGCUGGGCAACGUGCUGCCCGUCUUCAAGGCCGUCAAGCUCCUCCGGCCCGUGGUGUGCAACGAGGAGGGCUGCCCCGAGGAGCUGGGCUUCGAGGUGGACCUGGAGUACAACGGCGGCUUCCACCUGGCCAUUGACGCCGACCUGGUCUUCGGCAAGUCGGCCUACCUCUUCGUCAAGAUCUCCCGGGUGAUGGGGAAGCUGAAGCUGGUCUUCACGCGCCUCCCCUUCACACACUGGUACUUCUCGUUCAUGGAUGACCCCGUGAUACUCUUCGAGGUAAAGUCGCAGUUCGAAGGGAGGCCCAUGCCGCAGCUCACCUCCAUCAUCGUGAACCAGUUCAAGAAAGUGAUCAAGCGCAAGCAUACCUUGCCCAGUUACAAAAUCAGGUUCAAGCCAUUUUUUCCAUUUCAAGUAUCACCACCUGAUGAAUAUGAAGAUCGGGACCUCUGUAUACAGGAUUUUCUGCUGAUAGAAGGUCGACUACAAGUCACGUUAAUUGAAUGUACAAGGUUGUUUAUAUUUGGAUCCUAUGAAAGAGAAACAAAUGUUCAUUGCACAAUGGAGCUGAGCAGUAAUGUUUGGGAAGAAAAAUCAAGGAGUUCCAUUAAAACGGCAGAGCUGGUGAAAGGGAAUCUGCAAAGUGUUGGACUCACGCUGCGCCUUGUACAGUCCAAGGAAGAAGAUGCAGGACAUGUUGUUAUUGAAACGGUUACACCAAAUUCACCUGCAGCAGCUGCUGAUCUACAGAGGGGAGACAGACUUCUAGCAAUUGGCAGUGUUAAAAUCACAUCAACUGUCCAAGUGUUGAAGCUUAUUAGACAGGCUGGGGACAGAGUUUUAGUCUUUUAUGAAAGGCCUGUUGGGUAUAAUCAGCAUGGUUCAGCACUACAGGAUGGAUUUGGACAGUUGGAAGACUCUGCUUUCUUGACACAGCAAGAUGAUGACCCAGCUAGCUUAUCAGCUGACGUUGAUAACAGAGACUUUGAUUCAGAAUUUGAGGACUUAGCAUGCGAAUCACCUGAACAAAAAGAAGAUAUGCCAACAACUCCAAGUCCAAAACGUUCAGUAGUAAUACUUGCUUCUAAACCUCUUGGAACUAUAUCUCCGAUUCUGAAUCGAAAACUGCAUUUAGGAAGUUAUCAGGCAACAUCAAAAACUCAGCAAAAAGAUGGAACUAAAGUGGCAACACCCAAAACAGCUGAGAGUUCAGAUACAUCACAACAAUCAGGUAAACAAUCACAAGGAUCCGGUACUAAGCCUCCCGUACCACCUAGGCCACAAAGUAAGCCUAAUUUGCCUACUAGUGAAACUCAAAAUCUGUUAGAAACUGGAGGUUUAUCUUCUGAAAAACCAGAGAGGCCACCUCCACCUGCCAGUAAUGGAGAUAAAUGUACAGAGAAAGUAGUAAAGAAUAAUGAUCAAACAGAAGACCCAACGGUAUCAAAAGUAGCAACGGUACCAAAACAAGAUCCAUCAAAAGAUGGAAUUUCAGAAAAUGCACGUAGUAACAAAGAUAGUGGAGAUGAUCAUCAGACUUGGGAAUCGCCAGAAAUUCCAUAUCGAAUCCGGCAAGGCCGAUGGCCAAAGACAAGAACAUCCUGCUGUGUAUUUGAAGUAGAAGAAUACCAUAAGUACCUUAAUGUUGCACUCUGGUGCAGGGACCCUUUCAAAGCCGGUGGUUUUAUCUGUUUAGGCUAUGCAAGCAUAAAACUUGAAGAAAUUGCUUUAGAUUGUAUAGCUACGUCAUCAAUGGAAUAUGUUAGAACAUUUAAAUUGGAUGCUCCUGCACCUAAAGCAGCAGUCACUAGAACAGCAUUGAGGAAUUUGACAACCCAUAAGGGAUUCAAUGAAAAAUUUUGUUACGGUGAUUUAACAUUACACUUCAAAUAUUUAAAAGAAGGUGAAGUAGAUGAUUCAAACUUUCUGGUGGAGAAAGAAAAGGAAUGUCAUUUUGAAGAAGAAGUUCCUGUACUUCCGAAAGAGGAUCCUUAUUUGGGACAAAUUGUUGUUAAUGAGAACAAGCAUAACUUUCAAGAUACUCAGUUUCAGAAUCCAACGUGGUGUGAUUACUGCAAAAAGAAAGUAUGGACUAAAGCAGCUUCACAGUGCAUGCUCUGUGCUUACGUUUGCCAUAAAAAAUGUCAAGAAAAAUGUCUGACUGAGACACCCUUUUGUGUAGGAGCUGAAAAGCGACUUGAUCGAACUGCGGGAGCUUGUAAAACGGAAGGACAGGAAACUUCACAAGCCACGUCCUCUCGUGUUGAUUCAGAAUCUAAAUCUGUUAACAGAACUACAGGUUUGACCAGACAUAUCAUCAACACAAGUACCCGUUUGUUAAACCUUCGUCAAGUCCCCAAAGCUGCUCGCCUUUCAGAGCAAGGAACAGAGGCUGUAGAGCCGUCGCCAAAGCACACACCAAACACUUCUGAUAACGAAAGUAGUGAUACCGAAAUUAGUGGUCCAAGUAGUCCUUCAAAACGUGCAUCAGGUACUGGGAUAAAGCUGGUCAGAAAGGAGGGCGGUCUAGAUGACAGUGUCUUCAUUGCAGUUAAAGAAAUCGGACGUGAUCUCUACAGAAGUUUACCCACAGAGGAGCGUUUUCAGAAACUAGAUUUUAUGUUGGAUAAGUUGCAGAAUGAAAUAGACCAGGAGCUGGAAAAUAAUAAUUCACUUGUUAAAGAAGAAAAAGAUGCAAAUGAUACAAGGAAAAAAGCAUUGAUUGCUGCUGCGCUGGCUAAAUCAGGAGAAAGACUGCAAGCCCUUACGCUGCUCAUGAUCCACUACAGAGCAGGCAUUGAGGAUAUAGAGUCUUUGGAGAGCAUGUCGUCAGACCGGCAGUCCAGAAAAGUGACUAAAGAUUCAGAGGAAGCCAGUAUAGCAGAAGAAGUGGAUAACGAAGAUGUCAGUCUGACAGAGGCUCCAACAUUCAACAUCGUAUCAGAAGAAGCAGAAGAACCACCUCAAUCAGUAGACUGAUACUUAAACGUUUAGCCUUUGAAGGACUGGACUAAAGAAAUACUUUGCACUUAAUUACAAACACACAAAUCAAAUUAAAACACUGGUAUAAGACACCUGCUUCUCCACAGUUAUUUGCCUGUGUAAGAGUACAGCUGAUAAUGGUUCUCCAGCUAUAGCACCGACAUUUUGUUAAACUGGCUGGUUAAAGCUACAUUUUGGGGUUUAUAUUGGAAAUUUAUUUUUAAUAACUUAUUUUUAUUUUUUUCUAAUUAUGUAACCUUACCAUUUCACAUUAAUGUGUGUGGUAUCCCUAAUAUAUUACUUGUUCCCCUUCCUGCCCCCCUUUCGUUUCUUUUGAGCUAAUGUUCUCAACAGGAAACUGUCAGGAUUCUUGAAAUGUUUAGUUUCCAUCAUAUGAUGAAAAAAAAUAAGCUUGUUGCAUGCCUAAGCUGAUGACUGACACAGAAAUCACUGAGGGACCAGGCUUCAAAACUUUGAUCACGGUUACUGUAUGUCUCCUAGGUAGUUGUGUUAUCUCUUUGCCAAACAUAUCAUGACAACAAACAAAACAUCUUUUUGUGUCUGUUAAUAAUACUCAGUGAAGUUACUGAAUAUCAGGUCAUUUGUUUUCCAUCCUUUUGUUAAAUGCAAAAACUGUUCAUAGUUGUUAGCAUAGUUCGUAACAAUGCCAUGCUAGAAAAAGCCUCCUUACAACUUUGGAAUACUGUAGCCUGAUGGAAUUAUAUUAGAUAUUGAAGUACACACUGGUAAUAAUUGAACUGAGAGUAUUUUGGAGAUAAAAGAAGCUGGUUGCCUUCUGGAACAAAAUUGUCUUUAAGUAUUGCUGUAUUAUCUGAUAAGCUGAUAAAGGAAAAAAUGUUCUUCACAAGAGCUGGAAGUUUCAUUGCAUUCUAUGAAAAAGCGUGUAAUGACAGUUUAAGUAAUUUCAAAAGUUUUAAUAUUCUGCUGCAGAUUUUAUCAUUUCAGAAAGCUUAACGUACAAAGUAAGUAAGAGUUGACAACACACCUAAACAUUGUCUCUCAGCGUUUUUGAGUAACCACAGAGGCAAAGUGCAUUCAUUUUCUCAGACAGAAGAGGCAGUCUGAGCAGAGGAUCACCUUUUUCAGAAAAAAUGUCGUAUAGUGUAUAUAACAUGUUUUCUUUUUGAGUCAAAAUAAGUGAGUCCAGUAGUCAAGAGGAAGAAUUACAGCCAGCAGCUUUUGAAAAGAACUAUCUGGUCUUGUGCAUUGUGUAAAUUGCGGAUCUUAGCAUUAUCUGGCUACGGCCAUUGUUCUUAUUUAUUUCUUGUAAACAUGACUUUAAGUUUCACUCUCUGUAUAGAAAUGCCAUAUAAAAUAUCAUCUUUAUUUUAGGUACUGCAUUAGGGUCAUUAUCACUGGUAUCACUGAUAGUAGGAAGAUGCCUUUGUGGAAAUGGAGUUGAAUCUAAGAUGGUGAAAUAAAUAAUUUAAAUUUUCAGGUAGUUUGUAUUGUAGCUCUCCAUUAAAUUUGCUUCUCAGUUUAUUUCGUGGUGGGCAAAAUUAAGAAGCAACGGUUUUCACAGACUGGAAAAGCAUACUUGUACUUCUAAAUGAAAAAAAUUACUUCCACUCAUGCAACUACUUGCACUUUUUGUGAGUUCUGGGCAGUUGAUAAUUAUUUAGCUGAUGUAUGGAAAACACUAUCCAUGCUAAAAUAGGCAUGUGUCACACUUCUGAAAUUAAGCUUCAGCAAAUAAUCGCACAAAAUUAGCUUCCCUUAUCAAUUAAAAGUUAUUUAAUCUAUACCUGCUUGAGAUGUGUAUUAAGACUUUCCCACUCCAUUUUCUCAGUGGCUUACCAUUGGUGGUGAUCUGCAUUAAAUCUCCAUCAGUGUUUGCUCUUAUGGACUACUAUAGAAGUUUUCAAAUAUAUCCAAGUACAUCAUUUAAACCCUGGUACACAUGAAGGAGCUGUGAAAACAAUGCAAAUACCGAUUUCAAAAAUGCAUUUGAGGUUUCAAAUUUACUUGUGUAAUACAGUGGGUAAGAAAAGCUGGAUAUAGUUUUCCUUGUAUAGUACUGCUAAUGAUGAUUGUAAGAGAUAAAUUAAACGUAGUGCAAUAUUUUUAAAUAUACUGAAUGGGAAAAGGGCAAAAUAGUUGUAUUUUAGUGAUAAGAAGGAAAAUAAAUUCCUAUCUGGCAUUAAUUACAAUACAUGGUGAAUCUUGAGGGGAAGAGUGUAAUACAUUCCUGAUGUAAUCCUUGCUUCAUGCUUGAUUGUACAUAGCUGAAAAUAAAGAAUACCACAGAAAACAAGAAUAUCUUGACUUAAUGAUAUCUGAAUAGGUGGCAGCUACACACACUUGCAGAAACUCUGCCUAAUAUGAUUUUGUUGGCUAUUAUUUUAUCAUGAGAACAAGCUUUAAUAAAAUAGUUUUGCUAAAUUAUCAUCUUCUUUGCAUUGUCUCAGUAUUUUUUAACCAUUUGUAUCGCACCAGUGUGUCAUCUAAAGCCACUACUUGAAAAUGUCUUUGGAAGAAGAAGACACAUUUUGCAUUAAAUAAAAUUACUGAGUGCCAGAUUAA
This is a messenger RNA of Anas platyrhynchos (mallard), 6333 nucleotides long. It is a transcript of the gene PDZD8, whose product is annotated as PDZ domain containing 8. Gene Ontology annotation, cellular component: mitochondria-associated endoplasmic reticulum membrane contact site. Lineage: Eukaryota; Metazoa; Chordata; Aves; Anseriformes; Anatidae. Gene Ontology annotation, molecular function: protein binding; lipid binding. The record is from RefSeq and is a predicted model, not a curated record. Gene Ontology annotation, biological process: mitochondrial calcium ion homeostasis.